GCCGGCCCCGGGCCUGCCCGCCGUAGGCCGCACGGGCUUCGCGACGGAGGCGAAUUCCGAGGCGAAUGCCGCCGUUCGGAAUUGGAAACGUAAACAAAGGGAGGAAAAUAGCUCGUGAGCGAACUUCCUUGAAACGGGGGAGAAAACCGUAUCUCGGAGGGUGCGUCCCCGCGGAGCCCGGGGCUGGCGCCGGGCUGCGGGAGCGCCGUGCCGCGCCGUGCCGCCUUCACGUGCUGCUCCGCGCCGCGCUGCCUUCCUGCCGGGCUCGGAGCGGGCACAAAGCGAGGAGGUGGUCGCGUCUGUGUAGUUCAACAGGCACGGCGUGCGAAAAACUGAAAUGCGAGGGUUACGCGUUGCUUCAAAAAGGAAUUGAAUGCUGACGUGCUCUUCAGGAAGGUGACGCACUCCCUAGGAGCAGGGUGUUCAUUUUAAAGAUUCUGUGAAGAUGAGAAGGGAUAUCUUAUGGUUUUACAGAAUAUAGAGCAAGACCUUCUGACAUGACGGCAAAAAAUGUUGGUGUGACUUCCACAAAUGGAGACUUGAAAGGAUUUAUAGAUCAGAACCAGAGUCCAACAAAAGGUAAUAUUUCAGUAAUCACAUUACCAGUUUCCAGUACCAACUCCCCAACAAAGAUAUUGCCAAAAACCUUAGGACCAAUCAAUGUGAAUGUUGGACCCCAAAUGAUAAUAAGCACAUCACAAAGACUGACUAAUUCAGGGGGUGUUCUGAUUGGGAGUCCAUAUAACCCAGCUCCAACGAUGGUGACGCAGACACACAUAACAGAAGCUACUGGCUGGAUUCCGGGGGACAGAAAGCGGACUCGAGAAUUUAUAGAAUCAGAUUUUUCAGAAAGUAAAAGAAGCAAAAAAGGAGACAAAAAUGGAAAAGGUCUGAGGCAUUUUUCAAUGAAAGUAUGUGAAAAAGUUCAACGUAAAGGAACAACUUCAUACAAUGAAGUUGCUGAUGAGCUGGUAUCAGAAUUCACGAAUUCCAACAGCCACCUAGCUACGGAUUCGCAGGCUUAUGAUCAGAAAAAUAUUAGACGGAGAGUUUAUGAUGCCCUUAAUGUGUUGAUGGCAAUGAACAUAAUUUCAAAGGAGAAGAAGGAAAUCAGAUGGAUCGGCCUUCCUACAAACUCAGCUCAGGAAUGUCAGAAUCUAGAGAUAGAAAAACAGAAGCGGAUUGAACGGAUAAAAGAGAAGCGAGCCCAGCUACAAGAACUGCUGCUGCAGCAAAUAGCAUUCAAAAACUUGGUACAAAGAAAUCAGCAAAAUGAACAACAAAAUCAAGGCCCCCCGGCCUCAAACUCUACAAUACAGCUGCCUUUCUUAAUCGUCAACACUAGCAAGAGAACCGUUAUUGACUGCAGCAUAUCAAGUGACAAAUUUGAAUACCUCUUUAAUUUCGAUAAUGCUUUUGAGAUUCACGAUGACAGUGAGGUGCUGAAGAGAAUGGGCAUGUCCUUUGGGCUUGAGGAAGGCAAGUGCUCAGCUGAAGACCUAAGAACUGCAAAAUCACUGGUGCCAAAAGCUUUAGAAGGCUACAUCACAGAUAUGUCUACAGGAUUGUCAUGGAUGAACCAAGGAUCACUUUCAAAUUCAGCACAAGCAGUUUCACAUUCAGAGAUAGCAGGAGGCACUUCUGAUUCAAAAUCAAGUGAGAAUCCAGGGUUGUGUUUGGAUACUGAAGUGGCUUUAGCAACUGGGCAGUUUCUUGCCCCUAGCAGUCAGCAGUCCAGUAGUGCAACAUCACGCUACUCUGAAUCACGGGGAGAAACUCCAUGCUCAUUCAAUGACGAAGAAGAGGAUGAAGACGAAGAAGAUCCUUCCUCUCCAGAAUAAAGACAGUAGAAAAUGGAAUACGCAAAAUGCUGCUCAUAUAUAUUCCUAAUGGGAGCUCCUGUUUGGAUUUUACUUACUUAGGUUUCUUGCCUUGGUUUGCACUGUGUUCAGUGAAGCAAAGUGGAAGCUUCAAAACAAAUUAAUCCAAAGCUGAAAUUGAAAACUUUUUAUAACUGAACAGAGUGACAUGCAGACACAGAGCAAAGUGGUAUUUCUUUUUUUUUAAUCAACUACAACCAAGGAGAAGAACAAAGUCCCUGGAGAUUUGGCAAAGUAAACAUCAAGUUUGUAUUUUCCAUUUUGGGAUAUUCUGUCUCAAGUCUCUGUCUUCAUCUUAUCUUUACCAGAUGGGGGAGAAAAUGCUGAUUCUUGUAUUGUCUUUUGGAUGUUCUACCUUUAAAAAAAAAUAAUAAAACAGGGGCGGGAGGGAAGAGAGGGAGCACAUGAAUGUGCUAAAAUAGCUAUUUAAAACUUAUCUUGUAUGAAAAUUGUUGUAGGGAAAAGGAGCUGUUACGUUAUUUGCUUUUUUUCUGUUCAACUUGCUGUAUUGAAGAUUCUUAAAGUAAUAUAAAUUGCAGGUUAUUAAAUGAAUCUUGGAUUAGUUUAAAUCCAUUUUAGAUACCCUAAAAGUAGCUUGUCUCUUUUGAAAGGUUCACCUGUUCAUUUAUACUGCAGACCUAAUUUAUUACAAGUGAUUAUACUUAGCCAUUAUUAAACAGUAUUCUCUGCACCAGCUUUUUUCAAGGAAAGAAAAGUUGAAACAAUUAUUUAUGGAUUACAGCAUAUCCCAUAUAACUUCUCUCUUACUGUUCAAAUGUUAUAAUCCAUUUGACUUUAUAGCAUGUAUAUUAAAAAAGCAAAAAAAAGAAAAACAAAGCAAACAAAGAGGCCUCUACGUAUUAAGGAUCUCAGGCAGUAUGUUUUCAAGUCAGGUAAUGGAAAGUUCAGAUUUUUAGGAAAAAAUAAAUUUUGACAAUAUGCAAUUUCAUGUUUUGCAGUCAUCUUGGAUUAUGAUAAUUUGCUUUUAAUUAAUUUCUAUGCACACACCUCGAUACGCCUUUGAAAAAUACUAAUAUUGAACAAGUUAAAAUAACUUGGCUAAAGUUAUACAAUGUGAAUUCCAUUUGAACUGUUAAAUUAUACUUAAAACAGGAGGCUCCAUAUUCUGUGUCUAACAUCACAUCCACUCACAAAGACCUUUUCAAAAACCCCUGCGUAGCAGCAGAACACUGUAGAUGCACAGUUCUCAUGGUGUUCCAACGUCCAAUAUUUUAACUAGCCUCAAACUAUUUUUAGUUAGGUAAAUAAAAAUAGUGUUACUUUUUAGUUUCGUACUGUAUGUCAGUAGUUGACCUUUUUCUAAGUAGCAGUAUAGUAGCUGUCAGAUCUCAGUGGCAUUGUCUCUGUUAUUUAAAGAUCAGGCAGCUUAGAAUGCUGUAUAUGCUUGAGCAGUGGCAGCACGUUGCACCUGCUGACUGCCGCGGCCGUUACUCAGGCACAGCACGGGCUGUGUCCGCCUUAGCUUUUACAAAGCUGCACGCAAGCCAGUGCGACCCAGAAGCACUCAGCCUGAGGUAGGAAGGUGAACCAAUACUUGAGCUGAAAAGAUGGCUGUUGUACAGCUGUUAGCACGUGACUAGCUACAUACAGGACAGGUAAAACUGCAAGCAGCAUGCAAAUACACCUGCGUGUUCGCAUUAAAAAUCAUCCACGUGGAAACUUUUUCUAGAUAGUUUGAACUCCUGCAUUUAUCAUUAGGACAGCACCAUUAUUAAGACAUACGGCUCUUCUUUGGGAAGGCAGAGCAAUCUAGCUUACACAAAUGAUUUGCAAGCGCACAGACAAAAAAAGAAAAUCCCAUACGCCUACCCUGUUAUUCACCCUCCAGGCAAGACUGUUAGACUGCCCUGUGCACAUGGCUCACAGGCAACAGCAGAGCAACAUUUACACCACCUCACUUCAACCAAAUCUGUAACGCUACCUCUAUAUGAAGAAAAGCUUUACAAAGAGAAAAUGAUAUUCUCACUGAGAGGCAAUGUACUUGACUAAAAUGCGAGAUAAGACAACAAGGUGACAGAUGCUCUGGACAUAUCAUUAGGGAAUUACCAGCUACAUGAAUGACAUUUAAACAGGCAGUUGCUUUUGUUCUUAAGAAUAUACUGUCCUGUCAGCUUUUAUUGGAAAGGGCAGAUGGAAAAUACCCCAUGUACACAGGACAUUCUGAGGCACUUUAAGAGGGAAGAGCAUUUUCUCAAUUAUUCCUCACCCCUCAAUACGUUAUGGGCGAAACUACCUGUAUGCUGUCUUCACAUUUCCCACUCAAGAUCCACAUAAAAAGAAAAAAUAGCAAAAUAUUCAACAACUUCUGAAGAGCUUGAGGCACUUUGAAAUAUAAGAUGCUGGCAAAAAAAAAAAAAAAAAAAAGCUUCUUGCCCAGAAAUGGAAUGUAUUUUAUUAUGUAUUUUAUUAGUAGUCAGAGUGCUUUGUGGGAGGAAGAUCUUCAGUGGUGCCUUGCUCCCACUGAUGUCUAUUUCCUUCAGCACAGCAGCCUGCACAGCUGCUUGCUUUCUAGCAAACUCAAAGCUAUCAACUUUUUUUAAGAAAAAAAAAAAAAAAAAACCUUUUUCCUACUUUUCAAUUUAGGAGCACAUAACAUUUAGAAAGCCGGUGUUCAACUGUCUAAGUUAUUUUUCUGAAUUAGUGGAAUACAAAGGAUAGAACAAGUUAGAACACUUAGAAGAAACUUCAAAAGGAAAUUCUUUCCUUAAGAUUCUUUGUGCCAAGUUACGGUUGAGGAUGGAGUUCAACUACAGCACUGUGUUCCUGUGGUUACACCAGAGUCUGGGAACUAGCAGACUUCUGGGCCUUAUCCAACUGUAGUCACUCAUGUACAAUCUCAGGCACGCCUUUCAGUCUUUCUUGUUGAGCUUAAUUGGCAUUAAAAAUAUAAUAAAGUAGGUAAAUGCAGGACAAGACCUCAGUAAAUACAGAUGAUGUUGCAUCUGCAUUAAGCUCUGAGUAAUUAACGAACAACAAAGGGAUUAAGAAUAUUAACCAAACCCAUUGCUCCCACUAAGCUAGUGGCAGUAGCGCUCAGCUGCUUCAACACAGCAGCCUUUCCUCUGUAAGCCAGCAGCUGGUAUUUUCAGCAGGCUCUCUCAUUUUCUGUUCAGGUACUCCAGUAUUCUACUUGCUUGUGCUGAGCAUUCCCAGAUACAAAACAGGGUGCAGCUGGCACUAGAACGUAACUCAUAGGAGGCAGAGUUAGAAUUUGAAUUUUCAUACAAAUUCUGUUUGACAUUUUUCUGCCCCUUGGAAUGCUAUGUCUUGGUUAUAGAUUCAGCAAUGUAAUGCUGUGUAUAUAUGCUAUUUUACAUAUUGCAGUAAAAAAAAAAAAUAUCUAAAUUUGACUUAAAAGAGAACAUGGCAGCUUCAUGAACUAGAUAAAA
Numida meleagris (helmeted guineafowl) is the source of this 5290-nucleotide messenger RNA. RefSeq names its product transcription factor Dp-2 (gene TFDP2). The record is from RefSeq and is a predicted model, not a curated record. Gene Ontology annotation, molecular function: DNA-binding transcription factor activity, RNA polymerase II-specific; RNA polymerase II transcription regulatory region sequence-specific DNA binding. The transcript is spliced from 14 exons. The coding region runs from base 498 to 1841 and encodes 447 amino acids. Gene Ontology annotation, cellular component: transcription regulator complex; nucleus. Gene Ontology annotation, biological process: regulation of transcription by RNA polymerase II; regulation of cell cycle. Lineage: Eukaryota; Metazoa; Chordata; Aves; Galliformes; Numididae.